AAAAAAAAAAAAAAAAAAAACAUAACAAAUAUUUAAAGAAUACCGUGCGGGCGUCCGGGCAUUGCACAUAUAUUUAAAAAACUGUCGGUUUUCGGUUUGGAUUAAAUAAAUUAAAAGUGAAACGUGUGUAACGGAGAGCGUUCAACGUGCAAAAUGUGCAUACGCAGCAGUAGCGGUGAUUGGGGUGUGUUUGUGCAAACAUUGAUUAUCUCAUGCUUUAUAGCAUUGAUACAAUUUACAUCAGCUUCUUUGCUGGAUAAACUGCAAAACAAUUAUUUGGUAUCAGACUUUCAUGAACUAAUCAGAACGGAUCCAGUUGCUAAUUCAACUUUACAGUUGAGAUCUUGUACAUUGUUUGUGCCCACGAAUGCGGCUGUACGCAAAUAUAACGGAACCAUAUUGGUGUCCUAUCAUAUGGCUACGGUACCCAUGACGGUCAGGCAAUUAACGAAAACCAUUCCAUCAGAUUUCGAAGGCAAUCCUUUAUUGUAUAUUACCAGAAAUCGUAAGGGUGAAGUUUAUGUUAAUAAUGCCUGGAUUAAUCAAACUGAAUCUACGGAGAUUGUUACGCAAGAAAAUAAACGACAGGUGAUGCAUGUUAUCAAUGAUGUUUUGGUUCCGUUAACCUUACUGCCAACAGCCCGUACGCAGGUAACAAAUCCAAAUGCAUGGGAAUUUUUGCAACAAUCGGAUCUAUUCGAUGUUCAAGAAAAUCGUUUAAGAACUUAUCGCUCGCAAGUAACUUUAAUGCGGAAAGAGAGUUUGUAUCAAUCGCCUGGUGGCCACACAUUUUUUAUACCAGUCGAUGAGGGUUUUAAGCAAACAACACGCAGCAGCUUGGUGGACAGAAAAGUGAUCGACGGCCAUGUAAUAUUGAAUAGCGUUCUGUUUUCGGCCGCUCAGUCUACUGAAGAUACUCAUACCACUGCCGCUUUUGAGGAUAACAUUAAGGUUACUGUCAAUUUUUAUUACGAUAAUGACAAGAAACUAUAUGUGAAGUCAAAUACAUUGGUUGGUGAUUCUAAGCAUUCGACUGGCGUAGUAUUGGCUCAAGUACUUAAAGCCAAUAUACCUGUAAGUAAUGGUGUCGUACAUCUCAUACAUCGACCAUUGAUGAUCGUCGAUACAACGGUUAAACAAUUUUUAGAGAAAAAUUUUGGGUGUAAUUCAUUUCAGUCAUUAGUUGACAAUAAAAAUGGAGCUUUGCGCAGAUUCUACGAAGUUAUUAUGGAAAUAGGUGGUGAAGUCUUGGAUGACAUAAACAGUUUAGGUGACGUAACUAUUUUGGCGCCCAGCAAUGAAGCUUGGAAUGCUUCGAAUAUUGAAAACAUAAUAGGAAAUCGGGAAAAAAUGCGCGAUAUUGUUAAUAUGCAUAUAAUCAAAGGACGAGUUGAUGUCGAAAAAAUUAAACAAUCGAAUGAAAAUAUGAUUGGUCAAUUUCCCACCAUACAUAGCAGUACAUUUCUGUACUUUAAUGUGAAUGGCGAUGAUACAAACGAAGUGGUUACCGUGGAGGGAGGUGGCGUCAAUGCCACCAUUAUUGUACCCGAUAUUGCUCAAACGAAUGGUUUUGUUCAUAUAAUCGACAGAGUUUUGGGCGUACCGUAUACCACGGUAUUAGGAAAAUUAGAAACGGAUCCCAUGUUAAGUGAUACCUAUCGUAUGGGACAAUUUUCAUCGUUCAAUGAUCAACUAAAUAAUACCCAACGCCGUUUCACAUACUUUGUGCCACGUGAUCGCGCCUGGCAAAAAACUCAAUAUGAUUAUCCUUCAGUUUAUAAAAAAUUGUUCAUGAAAGAUUUCGCCUAUCAUUCACGUUGCAUUAUGGAACGACAUCUAUUAAUUGCAGAUGAUAUAUACACUAUGAAGACUUUAGCUGAAAUGACCAAAAAGCAAAAUGAUUCAAUCAUUUUACCUACAUUUAGAGAUUCUUUGAAAAUUAAAGUUGAAGAAGAAGUGGAAAACUUGCAUGAUGAUGAUUCAACUUCAUGGACUGGUUAUGUCAUCCUUUGGAAUUAUAAACGGAUUCGCGUUUUUCGUCCAGAUGUGGAAUGCACUAAUGGCAUCAUACAUGUGAUUGAUUAUCCGAUGCUGGAGAAAAAGGAUAUUGUCGUGAGCGGAGGUAGUUAUCAGUUACAUAGCAACUUCUGUAUAGUGUUUGCAAAUUUCAUCAUCUUAGCAAUAGCGAAAAAUCUUUUCUAAACUUAAACCAAAGCAAGCAAAAAAAAAAAAAAUAAAAUAUUAAAUGCAGAACCAAUUGUGUAUAAUGACUAAACCAAACUAAAAAAAGAAAAAAAAAAAAUGCAUAACUAAAAACCAAACAUAAUGAAAAAAAAAAAAAAAAAAAGAAAAAACAAAUCGUGAACCUAACAGCAACUUAAAUUAAAUUACAUCUACUAUAGCAGAUAAAAUAGAAAU
Molecule: messenger RNA, 2418 nt
Organism: Glossina fuscipes
Lineage: Eukaryota; Metazoa; Arthropoda; Insecta; Diptera; Glossinidae
Gene: Fas1
Product: fasciclin-1
Exons: 17
Coding region: 154-2202 (682 amino acids)
Biological process (GO): cell adhesion; extracellular matrix organization
Cellular component (GO): extracellular matrix
Molecular function (GO): cell adhesion molecule binding
Source: RefSeq, a predicted model, not a curated record